AUGGCGCACGAAGAUAGUUUCCUCUAUGCCUUGAGCUCGAAUAACGCCUGGGCGGGCUACAAAGCGCACCAGAACCCCAACUUCUUCCCCAAGCUCGCAAGCGGGCAAUCCCCCCAGAUCCUCUGGCUCGGCUGCUCCGACUCUCGCUGCCCGGAAACCACCAUCCUAGGCCUACAGCCGGGCGACGUGUUCGUGCACCGCAACAUCGCUAAUAUCGUAUCCGCGACGGACAUCAACACGUCGGCGGUGAUCGAGUUCGCCGUCGCCCACCUGCGCGUCGCCCACAUCGUGCUGUGCGGCCACUCGGGCUGCGGCGGCGCCAUCGCCGCCCUCGGGGGCGCCCGUCUGGGCGGCGUCCUGGAUACGUGGCUGACGCCGCUGCGCGCCGUGCACCGCGCCCAUGCGGAGGAGCUGGACGCGAUCAAGGAUGAGAAGGCCAGGGCGGUGAGGGUGGCCGAGUUGAAUGUGCAGGCGGGGGUGGAGGUGUUGAUGGCGAAUGGGGUGGUGCAGGAUGCGGUGCGCGAGAGGGGGCUCGAGGUGCAUGGGUGUUUGUUUGAUAUUGGGAGUGGGAGGGUGAGGGAUUUGGGGGUGGGAACUAAUAAGGGGGGCGUCAGGGCCGGUGGGAGUGGGGAGGAGGUUAGGGGACGGCAUGCGCAGUUGGUGUUUAGGGGCGGGAAUGCAUCGAUGGCGGUGCGGUGA
Chaetomium globosum CBS 148.51 is the source of this 699-nucleotide messenger RNA. RefSeq lists its product as uncharacterized. The record is from RefSeq and is a predicted model, not a curated record. Gene Ontology annotation, biological process: cellular response to carbon dioxide; cellular response to oxidative stress; carbon utilization. Gene Ontology annotation, molecular function: carbonate dehydratase activity; zinc ion binding. Gene Ontology annotation, cellular component: cytoplasm. Bases 1 to 699 code for a protein of 232 amino acids. The transcript is spliced from 3 exons. NCBI's taxonomy places the organism in Eukaryota, Fungi, Ascomycota, Sordariomycetes, Sordariales, Chaetomiaceae.